CCCAUCCGGGACAGCAGGAGUCAGGACUGAGUGGAGUGGAGCACUCAGUUCUGCCCUGAAGGGAGUGGAGGAGCAGUUCAGUCCAUCCCGCAACCAAACAUGGAUGAACUGCUGCUGACGGAAGAUCAGACGAUGUGACUGUAAGGAUGCGUCCACCGCACAUAUCCCGUUUAUUUCUUCAGUUUUUCUUCCUCUGUAACACAUGGAGGACACUGGCGAAAUCACUACCGACCCAUGCAGCAGUCGAGGUGCUGAUUAAAGUGCAGGUCUUUGACAACAGUGACCUUUCACCUUUAAAGGAAGCCAAAGUUCAGGCAUGUGGUAACCAGACCAUCUUAGCAUCCAGCCUGGCAGGAAAGGAUGGGAUCGUCACGCUGAAUUUCCUGUAUCGACCAGGAACAUGGGUCAUUGUCACAGCAUCAAAGCAUGGAUUUGUCACAAACUCAGCACCCUGGCAUGCCAGUCGCAUUCCCUUAUACGCCUCUGUAAGUCUGUACUUGCUUCCUCAAAGACCAGCCACUCUUCUGCUGUAUGAUGAUGUGGUGCAUUUACUGCUGGGUGCUCCAGUUGGCUGUUGUCUAGGCACCCGGAGACAUCCGUGGGUACAACUUCAGAGGAAAGCCAUCCGGCCGGCCCUAAACGCCUCCCAAAUCACCCUCUCUGCCCUGCUGACCUCCUCCCGCAGUCAGUAUGAGCUCGGGGGCUUCCCCUACCCCCUCGCCUUAGAGAACAACUCAACGGGGCCCAAUAGUAGCUGGACGGAGCUGACUGCUGUGGCUGCAAUGUAUGCUCAGCUCACCGGCCCCAAUGGCACUGAGGUUCAAGUGUCUGAACCCAUUCACAUCUCUAUCCCACUUCCAUCUGACUCGCCUCUCAAGACUGCCACAAGUGUCCCCAUCUGGAGGUUUGACGACAGGAUAGGUCUAUGGGUGCGAAGCGGUGCUGGCUACAUCAAAAAGGAUGGCACCCAGAUGACAUGGAGUUUUAUAGCUCCAAAUUUAGGAUACUGGCUUGCAGCAUUUCCAUCAACGUUAGGGAGUGGUCUGAAUCCCACUGGUUUAAGGGACAUCACUACCUACCAUACCAUCUUCCUGCUUGCGAUUUUGGGUGCCAUGGCCCUUUUAGUUCUUAUUCUGCUGUGUUUGCUACUGUACUACUGCAGAAGGCGAUGUCUGAAACCUCGACAGCAUCGUCGUAAAAUGCAUCACUCUUCAACUCUGGAGAGCUCAAAGAGAGACCAGGGCACAUCCACCUCUCACCUCAAUCUCAUCAGCAGCGGACACAUGGAGACAACAUCUUCAACCCCCAAUCCUGACGGCAUCCGAUCCAUUCUUUCCUCUGACCGCGAAACCCCCCGAGAAGACUUCUACAGAUACGCCCCUACCCAGAGACUACGAGACGCAAAGAGAGGAGAGAGCCUCCCGUUAAAAGCUAUUCGAUCUACAAACACAGGAACCCGAGACCCACUCCUGCAAGACGACUACAGCAGAAGUUACAGCUCUGCAGAGGACUCUGAUGAACGCAGAUACCCACAUCAUAAUGCUAAAGACAAUCAAGGCUAUUCAUCAGGUCCUCCUUCACCGCCUCCCCUUUUGCCACCAUUUGCUGGCCACUACCAGGAGCAUCGGGACAGCAAUCCUCCCGAGUAUUACGCAUCCCAGCCAGGCGAUCACCUAAGUCGGCCCAGUUCACUCAACACCCAGCCUGGGCAGCUGAUCUUCUGUCACUCCAUGGAACAGAUGAAGGAGAGCAUGUACCACAGCAUGGUGCCCACAUUGGUCAUCCCUGCACAUUACAUGCAUAUGUCCUCCGACCUAUCAGCUGUAGAGCAAGCAAUGGAAAGACAGCAACAGCUGCAGCAUGAUACAGAAGGCAUCCAGGUUAGCUUGACACUACCACGGCAAUCGAGUCAACACCAAAAGCAACAACAGCAGGCCAAGAACGAGGAGGAGGAGGAAGAGUCGAGCCCACAAGCUGAAGAUCCAUCAGAGAAGAACUGGGAAUCUGAACAAUCUACCGCUCCGGUCCGUAUCCCCGUUUUGUUCAACGACUCCACCAUUGCGCAAAUGAAUGGAGAGCUGCAAGCGAUGACGGAGAAGAAACUGCUGGAGCUCGGGGUCAAACCGCAUCCCCGUGCCUGGUUUGUUUCCCUCGACGGUCGUUCAAACUCUCUCGUUAGACAUUCCUACAUUGAGCUGGGCAACGAAUUAAAGGGGACUAGUAGUGUACCCCAGGAGCACCGUGCAGAAAUGCACCCCGCAAGCUCAGGGAAGUCAUCUCAGCGAAAAGUGAAAGAGGGAAGGGAAAGAAAAGCUCAAGGCAAGAUUUAUUCCAAGCUUCCAGUUAUAGACACGCCAGACUCGAGCAGCGAAAGCCAAUCAGCCAUGUACUCACCUGAGGAGAACUCCACAGCCCCACUGCUCAAUGAUGCCUCUCAGAAAAAAGGCGGGACUUUCCCUCGUAAAGGACGUAGUCGAGACGACAGCACCCAAAGUAGCGCCAGCGAGGUCCACAGAGAUUGUGUCACCAGCCCUGACGAUGACAACGAAGGAGAAGACAAAGAUGAAGAUGGAGAGAAUAAAAAGAGCCCCUGGCAAAAGCGUGAAGAGAGACCUCUUAUGGUUUUUAAGUAACUCAUUACUGUUCAGGGCACCAUCUUGACUACACCAUCAUCUCUAUUCGAUGCUCAUCGGAGUUUGAAAGAUACAGAACUGGAAAGGAGUCACAUGAUGGCAGGAUUGAAGGCAUGGCACUUACCUGAGAGAGCAUCAAGACUGGGCACCAAGAAUAAGCACUGAAUCUUACUUGUUCGAAAGCAUCUUAGAUGACCUUCAACUCUUGCUGUGUAGAAAAUAACAUCUGAUUUAAUUCUGGCACCGGUUCCUCAGACCAGAGAGACCUGUAAUUUUAAAUCCUAACUUUGCUCAAGAUGUCUUGCCCUAAUAUUUUCCUUAAGUGAUGCCCAGCUUUUAUAAGAAUGACCACAAUGAGCCAUUUUAAAGCAAAGCAAUCCAUAAGCCUUAAAGAGCUUUUAUUUUGUUUCAAUGAACGAGUCGAUGAAAAAGAGGGCUUUUAAAUAUUUUUAAAAUAGUUUUAUUGUAGUGUUGGAUUUACUCAAACUUUUAACUGGUUUAUAUGACUACGUAGAGCUGAACUUUCAAGAUGUGUGGAUAAAUGUGAGAAUCAUCCAUUUUACAAGUGAAAUGAUUGCUGAAUAAACUGGGUUACGCAUGUGACUCCUAAUGACACUGUAUUUUGUAUUGUUGGUUAAGGACGCCCUUUUGUACUGAUCUAAAACCAAUGUUGCUGUUUCUUUUAAGGAUAGAUAGGAAAGCUGCUUUUAAAGGAUUAGUCCAUUUUCUUAAAAAAAAUCCAGAUAAUUUACUCACCACCAUGUCAUCCAAAAUGUUGAUGUCUUUCUUUGUUCAGUCGAUAAGAAAUUAUGUUUUUUGAGGAAAACAUUGCAGGAUUUUUCUCAUUUUAAUGGACUUUAAUAGAACCCAACACUAACACUUAACUCAACACUUAACAGUUUUUUCAACGGAGUUUCAAAGGACUAUAAACAAUCCCAAACGAGGCAUACGGGUCUUAUCUAGUGAAACCAUUGUCAUUUUUGAUAAGAAAAAUAAAUAUGCUCUUUUAAACCACAACUUCUCAUCUAGCUCUGGUCGUGUGAUGCGCCAGCACGACUUCACGCAAUACGUCAUGAAAUCAAGAGGUCACAGAGGACGAACGCGAAACUAUGCCCCAGUGUUUACAAGUGUGGGGAAAGAGGACCGUUCCGAUGUUGUUGUAUGUCAACUGAUACUAAUUAAUGUCUUUGUGUCAGUUUAUUGUUUAAAAUGGUCCGCAAAUAUGCGUUUCAUAUAUGUAACACGUGACCUUUUGAUGUCAUUACGCAAUUAUGUGAGAUCGCACUGGCGCUUUUCAGGACUGGAGAUCGAUGAGAAGUUGUGGUUUAAAAGUGCAUAUUUUUUAUUUUUCUUGUCAAAAAUGACAAUAGUUUCGGUAGAUACGGCCCUUAUGCCUUGUUUGGGAUCGUUUAGAGUCCUUUGAAACUCCAUUGAAAAAAACUGUUAAAUGUUGAGUUAAGUAUUAAGUGUUAAAAUGAGAAAAAUCCUGCAAUGUUUUCCUAAAAAAACAUAAUUUCUUCUCGACUGAACAAAAAAAAGACAUCAACAUUUUGGAUGACAUGGUGGUGAGUAAAUUAUUUGGAUUUUUUUUUUUUAAGAAAAUUGACUAAUCCUUUAAAAUAUGAAUUAAAUGUUCAAAGCAGAACACAGUUUGUACUCUGAAUAUGCCUUUCUAUUUGGGUCAGGGCAGCAAUAGAAAUUGUGUUUUAAGAAAAUGAAGGUUCUUAACCUUGGACACCUGUGACAAUGUUUUCGCACUAAUCUUUGCUGAACUUUUGCCAUGAAUCAGAACCACUGCAACUGUGGAGCUAAAAUUUUCUCUUUUUCUUUUAUGGACUUUUUAAGUUUUUGUGGUGUGACUGAAGAAAAAGAUUGUGCUUGAAAUGGAUGUGCAUGGAUAAAUUUACAUAUAUUGUACCAAGUAUUUUUGUAAACGCAAGUAUUGUUCGAUUAAGCGCUCUUACUAAACUCUGUGAACCACUUAUUUGUAAGUAACACCUUAGUAAAUUUACACUCUC
Molecule: messenger RNA, 4651 nt
Organism: Paramisgurnus dabryanus
Lineage: Eukaryota; Metazoa; Chordata; Actinopteri; Cypriniformes; Cobitidae
Gene: fam171a2a
Product: family with sequence similarity 171 member A2a
Source: RefSeq, a predicted model, not a curated record